GCAUAAGGAAAUUAAUAGUGAGAUAGCAUCCACUUUAAUGUUAUAACAUUACACAUUACACAAAUAAAUACCAACAAUAAUAACAUAGUCAAAAAAGCAUACUGUCUUGCACUCCGUACAACUGUUCUCCUUCACGCAACCCUCCAACCCAACCCUACAAUAAACCAUUCCAUCAAACAAAUUGGUGCCUUCAAGGUUCAGCAAUGGCAGAAUCUAACGGAUACUCAACUUACAAUCAACAAUCAAGAUCCACCACAAGCAUUCACGUAACCGCACUAGACGGUCUAGUAAACGUCAACUCACUCUUCACAAUAGCAGUAUUCGUCGGCCUAUCUCUCACCACCCCAGGCCAACGCAGCCUGGAGAACCGGUCCGCCUGCGACUCAGAUAUCUCAGUUGCUAAAAAGCUUCUCGUGUUCGAAGUCGUAUCUUUUAGUUUCUUUUUAUUCUCAUCACUUGUUGCUCAAGGGUUGAAACUGGCAAUUAAUUUGCUCAACAGUAAGGAUGUUGAUGAUGCGUUUAGGGCACAUAUUAAUUUGAAGGCGUUGCGGUUUGGGAUGUUGGGAUCGGCUCUUGGGUCGGUUAUGGGGUGCUUGUUUUUGAUGCUUUCGAUGGUGAAUGUGAUUGAGAUUCGGUUGGGGAUGUUGAGUUGUGGGAGUAGAUCUACGGUUAAUGCGGUUGCUUCUAUGAUUGUGUUGGUUACUUCUGCUCUUUUGGUUUAUAUUUCUACUGCUGUUUAUGCUUUUUUGCAUUGAUAAUGUGUUAACGAAGAAGUUUAAUAUAUAUAUUUUCAUUUGUAAUUUCUGAUUUGAAGCUUC
This is a messenger RNA of Helianthus annuus (common sunflower), 818 nucleotides long. RefSeq lists its product as uncharacterized. The record is from RefSeq and is a predicted model, not a curated record. NCBI's taxonomy places the organism in Eukaryota, Viridiplantae, Streptophyta, Magnoliopsida, Asterales, Asteraceae. The coding region runs from base 204 to 755 and encodes 183 amino acids. The transcript has 2 exons.